UACACGGUGAAGUGUGCCGAUCGUCGUCCGCCGCAGAGAAUGCACGCUCGUCGAGGACAGCUGGAAUUUCUUAUCACCGUAGAGCUCCUACCGUGGACCAGUUCCAAUCAGUGACUGCAUCCUCCCCACGUGGGUGUUGAAGGUACACUGGCGGUGGACUACUCUCGCCAGUAUUUUAUUCCAUUCUGGAUUAUCUGCUAGUGGGACUGCAAGAAGAAAGACCUGGCAUAGUUGAAGGGUGAACUUUUUUUCGACGCUGGGAAACGGUUGUAUGAGGUUUUGAAUCUAUAUAUACCGCAGAAGACAGCUGACAUCGCGUUACUUCGCCGCUCGUUAGCUUAACAGUUUUGCAACAUUUUCUCGUUACCGCUACACUUAUAUUUAGGACGUGGAAGCGAGAGCAUUUUUACUUGGUGUAAUUUACCACGAAGACUGUUUCUCCCACUUUCUGCGUUAUGAGAGCAUUUCUUGCGUGAGUUGUUUUUGUUCUUUCUCAAAGCCGGGCACAAACUGUUGGGCUCUGCGACUUACGGCAGUUGUUCUUGAACUUGCCGCUAGGAAAUUUCUUUACAGCUGGUGGUUAAAUACUGGAGACAUUCGGACGGGCUGCGGGAAAAUGAGGACUGUGAGUAGCGGCGUGUAUUGCGACUGGAGUGGGCCAUUUUAACAGCCACAAGUUACCUGGAUUUUGGCGGUAAUCACCGUGUUCCUCACAGGUGCAAAUGUACCUGUAGUGUUGUGAUCCAGGUGGACUUGAAGUCCGCAGGAUCUAAUUUUCAUACGGAUUUACCUGUGCUCUGUUUUUGCAUUAUUUUUAUUUACGUGUUUGUGAAGGAACUGUACUGAUUAUAACAAUACAGGUGUGCGGAGAAAGUUAGCUGGAAGGUUAAUUUACGGAUAUCUUGGACUGAUUUCAUUAAAACAGCGGUAUUAGAAGAUUCCAUGCGCUGGAUGUGAUAUUGCCAUUUGUGAAUUUCAUUUCAUCGGACAGAAAAUCUCCACUCAAAGAGUGUGGAUAAUCUUUAAUUCUAUCGCACGUGAGAUUGUGUACCCGUAAAGCAGUUAUUAUGGAUGUGUGCGGAUCCUUGCGCUGGACAGCCGUUAAACCUUUUUUAACAGUAGUUUUGGUGCUUGCUCACUGGACCAUGUUGAACAAAGCUGAGCUGAGGUCGGGCAUGCCAAAUGUCUGCCCGUAUCAAGAUGUAGAAAUGGCGGUUGUACGACAGCCGUGUGUCCAAGCCUUCACACGGCUGGUCAAAGUAUGGAAGCCCAAUUGUGGCUACAUGCACAACUGGUGUGUGGGCUAUGAACGCAGGACGCAUUAUUACACGACUUACCGUGAGCAGUUCCAACCUGCGUACCGCACCAAGUACCGAUGCUGUCAUGGCUGGCAGCAGAUGAGCGCUGAUGACUCGGGCUGCAUGUACAAACAGUGUAACAGCGGUGUGUGUUUUAAUGGAGGACGGUGUCGUAAUGGAGGCUACUCCCAGACCUGUCAGUGUGCGGCAGGGUUCCAGGGACCCAGGUGCCAGUACGAUAUUGAUGAAUGUGCCAAAGACAAUGGAGGAUGUGAGCAAAACUGCUGCAACACAAUUGGUUCAUUUUAUUGCAAGUGCGAAGAGGGGUAUAAGCUAUCUGCAGAUGGCAAGAGGUGUGAAGAUAUUGAUGAAUGUAAGGAGCAUAAUGGUGGAUGUCAGUACAAGUGUAUUAACUCCAAGGGCGGCUACAAAUGUAACUGCCCCAAAGGUCAAAGGUUACAUGCUGAUCAAAGAUCAUGUGUUGAAUACAGAGGCCAAAAGGGAGGUACAAAAGGAAAUAGAAAAAUUUCAAAAGGGAAGCCAAAAGCCUUAAAAUUAAGUGAACAGAUUGAAGAAACUAAUGAUGAAAAUAGGUUGAUAAUAUCCCCAGCCUUUGUUACGACGACAAUGGGUACACGCCACCCUGGCUAUUACAACCAACCAGAACAGCCGUAUAUUGCUAUGCUUAAUAUGAAAGUUCAGGCGAUGGCAGGUUGCACUGUGAAGAAUGGAGGAUGUGAACAGCUUUGUGUGGAUGGCUAUGAUGGACAGUUUCAUUGUCGCUGCCGUGCGGGUUAUAGGCUGGGAACAGAUGGAAAGUCAUGCCAAGAAGUGGACCCAUGCCGUAGGUCUAAUGGUGGUUGUGAGCACACAUGCUCCAGUGUGAAGGGGCAGGCCAUCUGUAGCUGUCGUACAGGCUAUCAGCUCACCAGGGACUUUAAGACCUGCGAAGAUGUGGAUGAGUGCAAGAAGAACAAUGGUGACUGCACCCAAUCCUGUGUCAACACAAAGGGUUCAUUCACCUGUGCAUGUAACCUAGGCUUCCAGCUCGGGGUUGACCAGAGGUCCUGUUAUCCUACCAAAGGAAUGCCUAAUUCUAAAGGAAUUGAAAUGGAAGUGGUGGACAGCUGUGCUGUGAACAAUGGUGGGUGUGCGCACACAUGUACACAUGGUCCAGGGGGUGCUGUGUGCUCAUGUGACAAGGGUUACACACUGCAAGCGGAUGCACGCUCCUGUGAUGACACAGACGAGUGUGACUUAGGGGAGAGCUGCUGUGACCAGGUGUGUAACAACAACCCUGGGGGUUACACCUGUGCCUGCGGGCCGGGCUUCAUCCUUAACCCCGAUGGCUGCAGGUGUGACGACAUUAACGAGUGUCGCAGUGAUAAGGGCGGUUGUGAACAGAUCUGUGUCAACUCUGAAGGCUCCUUCCAGUGUACAUGUAAACCAGGCUUCAGACUCGGACCCGACCUACGAAGGUGUAUCGCACUCACAAGUAUUGUCCUGGAGCCGGUGGAGCGGGGUCCCUCUCGGGGUGACAUUGUGCCCGUCCGGGGCGACCUCACCCCCCAGAUCCGUUACCAGACCACUGCACGUCCCAUCCUGUCUCUCACAGAUGCUUAUGAGCUUCAGCUACCCCAUGAACUACCAGGCAAGAUCAAGACAGAUAAUCAAACAAACACAACAGAGUGUAUUCAGGGUACUUUUGGUCCAAACUGCAUGUACACCUGUGCGAGCUGCGCCAAUGGUGGGCAUUGUGACAAGACGAAUCGAGGAUGUGUCUGUACACCCGGCUGGAAAGGACAUUUGUGUAAUGAAUCAUGUGAUGAGGGUACCUUUGGUGAUGGGUGUAAUCGGAUCUGUAACUGUCAGAAUGGAGGGCGAUGCGACCCUGUGGAUGGACGCUGUGUGUGUCCCCCAGGGGUGGAAGGGGAAAGAUGUGAAGAUGGCUGCCCCCCAGGUUACUAUGGAGAGACCUGCCGCCGUCCCUGCCCUCAAGCCUGCCCCAGUGGUCACUGUAAUCGUCAGUUUGGUUUCUGUGAGUGCGAAGCCGGCCGUUUCGGGCCAUCGUGUAAUCAGCGCUGCCCUGUGAACACGUGGGGGCCCAAUUGUGUGAGACAAUGUGACUGUGAGAUGGCUAACUCCGAUGGAUGCUACCCUCAGCAUGGACGUUGUCGUUGUAAGCCUGGUUACCGUGGACGACGGUGUGACAAGCCCUGCAAACAUGGCAACUUUGGGAAGAGCUGUAAACAUGCCUGUAACUGCCCAGAGGGUGUGAAAUGUGAUCAUGUGACAGGAGCAUGUUUGAGAGAUUGUCCCGCGGGAAGAACGGGUGAAAAUUGUGACCAGCCUUGUCACCACGGUCGAUAUGGUCGCCAUUGCACCCAUCGCUGUCAUUGUGGCGACAGUCCUUGUCAUCCCGAGACUGGGGCUUGUUCCUGUGAAGCUGGUAAACAUGGCGAACACUGUAUGGAAAACUGUCCUGCGGGCUACUGGGGCAUCAACUGCGCUGAACAGUGCCAGUGUAAGAACUCUGGGGAAUGUGACACUGUGACAGGAGAAUGUAUCUGUCCUCCUGGAUAUUUCGGCAGGAUGUGUGAAGAAGAGUGUCCAGAUGGUCGCUAUGGAGACCAGUGCCUAGGACAGUGUCUGUGCGAGAACAAUGGACGCUGUAACCCACGUGAUGGAACAUGUGUCUGCCCCUCUGGUUGGACAGGUCAAGUCUGUGACCGACCUUGCCCUCCAGGAACUUAUGGCCAAGAUUGUCGGGACAAAUGCCGUUGUCGUAAUAGCGCGGAAUGUGACCACAUCUCGGGAGAGUGCAUCUGUGCGGCAGGCUGGCGCGGGCCAGGCUGUGAUCAGAAAUGCAUCUCAGGCAUGUACGGACCAGGCUGCAGUAAGAAGUGCAUGUGCCAGAACUCAGCGGAGUGCGAUCACAUCAGCGGUGCUUGCAUCUGCUCGGAUGGUUGGCGCGGUCUGUACUGCGACAAAGCUUGUCCUCAAGGCUUCUACGGAAUGGAGUGUCGCAGCGUCUGUAACUGCGCUAACGGCGCCACCUGUGAUCAUGUGACCGGGGAUUGUCAUUGCCCACCAGGGUGGGAAGGGGACCUUUGUCGUCGUCGCUGUCCAGAUGGGCGCUGGGGUCAGGACUGUCAGCAGUCAUGCAUGUGUCGCCAUGGUGCCCAGUGUGACGGUGCGACAGGACGGUGCAUCUGUAGGCCAGGAUGGAGAGGAGCAAACUGUGAGGAGAGUUGCCCUCCUGGUUACUACGGUGACGGUUGUCAGCGGAGAUGUGCUUGCUUGAAUGAGGCUACAUGUGAUCCUGUUGAGGGGUUGUGCAACUGUACAAGCGGCUGGAGGGGAGCAUCCUGUGAUGAACCGUGUCAGUUUGGACAGUACGGACCUAACUGUGAGGAGAUCUGUGACUGUGUCCAUAGCGACGUCUGUAACCGCUUCACGGGCAAGUGUCGUUGUAAGGCAGGCUACCUGGGCAAGCGCUGUGACCAAGCUUGUCCACAAGGUUUUUACGGAGUGAAGUGUGCAGAGAGGUGUAACUGUGAGAAUGACGCAGAUUGUGACCCCGAGACUGGGAACUGUCUGUGUAAACCAGGCUGGAGGGGCAGGAGAUGUAACAAAGCUUGUAUCCCAGGGCUUUAUGGAAAGCGGUGCCAAGAGCGGUGUAAUUGUCCUGAGGGUAAACCCUGUAACCACAUCAGCGGGGAGUGUCGGUGCCCGCCAGGCUUUGGGGGAGACGGUUGUGAUCAAGUGUGUCCAGCGGGAACAUUUGGUCCCGAGUGUCGAGGUCAGUGUACCUGUGACAAGCAUCAUGCCUGUCACCACAUCACAGGGGAAUGUGUCUGCAAGCCAGGCUAUAGUGGUGUCGAUUGCAAAACAGCUAAUCCACUGCCCAUUGAGUUGACUUUGUCCGAUGCUGCUGUGGAAACUAAGGAUGUUGAGUUGCCAGGGUUACCAUCGAUGUCAGGUACUCGACCUGCUGCAGACUAACCCUGAUUGGUUGAUUCAUAAUCUUUACGCACUUACCUGCUGUUUAUUAAACAUGGUGCAUGCUAACGAGAGGAGAUUGGGCAUUUGAAUGAAACAUUUGAGAGAUCGAACAACUCUGAUUCACAUGUAUUCUUUAGG
Messenger RNA from Liolophura sinensis, 5441 nucleotides. Its product is annotated as multiple epidermal growth factor-like domains protein 6. The coding region runs from base 1068 to 5303 and encodes 1411 amino acids. The record is from RefSeq and is a predicted model, not a curated record. The transcript is spliced from 32 exons. Gene Ontology annotation, molecular function: protein binding; calcium ion binding; scavenger receptor activity. Gene Ontology annotation, biological process: heterophilic cell-cell adhesion. Lineage: Eukaryota; Metazoa; Mollusca; Polyplacophora; Chitonida; Chitonidae.